Molecule: messenger RNA, 1924 nt
Organism: Ceutorhynchus assimilis (cabbage seed weevil)
Lineage: Eukaryota; Metazoa; Arthropoda; Insecta; Coleoptera; Curculionidae
Source: the annotation of a GenBank genome assembly
GUACCCAGGUGGUUCAGUCGUGUAUGUACGAGGAAUCGCCCUUUUUUUCUGUGUAAUUGAACGGUUCUGAUUCGAAAUUAAAAUGCCUGCCAACGGUCAAGGUAAUGUCGCUACUGAUGAAGUGGAGGUUUAUAGUGACACUUUGGGUUCAUCUUCGGAUGAAGAAACAGCCUAUUUGAAACAGUCCUUAAAUAGAACCUUCACUGCUUGUUUCGCCUCCAACGAAAAACAAUCAACAUUCGAAAGUUUACCAUCUCGCAGAGAUCACGAAACAUUCUUCCGAGAGUGCAUCGAAAUUCUACUAAAAGAAGCUGUAUUCGAAGGCACCUCCCGAAGAAACAAAGUACUCAACUUCCAACAGCCGGAAAAACUAAUGGAAAUUUUCGAUUUCAAACUACAAAACGAUCCUAGCACGCAUAGCGAGCUGGUCAAAAAGCUGAAAGACAUUAUCAAAUACUCUGUUAAAACUGGUCAUCCGUAUUUCGUCAAUCAGCUUUUCUCGAGCGUUGAUCCCUAUGGAUUUGUGGGACAACUUUUAACCGAUGCCCUUAAUCCUAGUGCGUACACUUACGAAGUGGCUCCGCUGAUAAUUUUAAUGGAAGAAACUGUAUUGAAGGAAAUGAGAGAAAUUGUUGGAUGGACUAGUGGUGAAGGCGACGGCAUUUUUUGUCCUGGAGGAUCUAUAGCUAACGGAUACGCUAUCAGUUGUGCCAGGCAUUAUUAUUUUCCAGAUGUGAAAGCUAAAGGUUUGCGCAGUUUACCAAAUCUGAUUUUGUUCACGUCAGAAGAUGCUCAUUAUUCCAUUAAAAAGCUGGCAUCGUUUCUUGGUUUGGGUACCGAAAACGUCUAUUUGGUCAACACAGAAGCUAAUGGUAAAAUGGACGCGGGUCAUUUGGAGGAACUUAUUGGAGCAGCUAUCAAAAAUGAUGGCAAACCGUUCCUGGUGAGUGCUACCGCCGGUACCACCGUAAUCGGUGCAUUCGAUCCUAUUGACAAAAUAGCAGAUAUUUGUCAGAAACACAAACUGUGGUUACAUGUGGAUGCUGCUUGGGGAGGUGGUGCACUCAUGUCCAAAAAGCAUAGGACACUAUUGAAAGGAAUCGAAAGGGCAGAUUCAGUUACAUGGAACCCGCACAAACUCCUAACAGCACCACAACAAUGUUCCACUUUCCUGGUAAGACACAAAAACCUCCUGGCUGACGCUCACAGUGCAAAUGCCUCUUACCUUUUCCAAAAGGAUAAAUUCUACGAUACCCAAUACGAUACAGGUGACAAGCAUAUUCAAUGCGGUCGCAAGGCCGAUGUACUCAAGUUCUGGUUCAUGUGGAAAGCCAAAGGCACCAAGGGUCUUGAAUCUCACGUUGACAAAGUCUUCGAAACAGCUCGAUAUUUUUACGAAACCAUUAAAACCCGUCCUGGUUUUGAAAUUGUCGUGCCAGAACCUGAAUGUACCAACAUUUGUUUUUGGUACCUGCCAGAGAGUAUAAGGACUAGCUCAUCAGAAGAGUUUUGUCAAAAGUUGACCAGCGAUAAAGAGUUUAGAGAAAAGUUGCAUUUGGUUGCCCCAAAAAUUAAAGAAAAAAUGAUGAAGGAGGGUACCAUGAUGGUUACUUAUCAAACGCACAAAGACAAACCGAAUUUUUUCAGAAUAGUAUUUCAAAACUCUGGUUUGGAUAAAAAUGACAUGUUGCAUUUGGUACAAGAGUUUGAACGAUUAGGGCAAGAUUUAUAAAUUCGAUUUAUAGGGUACUGGACAAUGAAGAAUUUGUUUGUAUGUACAUAGUGUAAUAUUUUUUAAAUUAUUUGUGUGUGUGUGUGUGUGUUUUUCUUUUUUUGAAGAAAAGUGAUAGUUGUGAUAUACUUAUGAAAUCUUUAGCAAUAAGGCUAGAAUAGUGCCUAAUAAAGAAAAAAACUGAUUGCACGU